Brassica rapa (field mustard) is the source of this 6236-nucleotide messenger RNA. Its product is annotated as homeobox-leucine zipper protein ATHB-40-like. Gene Ontology annotation, molecular function: DNA-binding transcription factor activity, RNA polymerase II-specific; sequence-specific DNA binding. Gene Ontology annotation, cellular component: nucleus. Lineage: Eukaryota; Viridiplantae; Streptophyta; Magnoliopsida; Brassicales; Brassicaceae. Gene Ontology annotation, biological process: positive regulation of DNA-templated transcription. The record is from RefSeq and is a predicted model, not a curated record.
UUACCAGUGCUAGAAGUGCUGGGUUCAAUUACCCUUAACUGCAUUCAUUUAUUUUGGCCCUAAAUAUGAAAUAGGACACGUGUCACUCCCAGAACGCACGAAUUGAUGACGUGGCUUCACGGGAGAGAGGCGAACAUUUCUUUAUAUAUAUUUAUUGACAAGGAUCAAAUGGGUAAUUAGACUAAAAACAUAUUUUGUUACUAUAUCAAAAGUGACUUACUAUAUCUUUUUUUAGCAACAAACUUGAUUAAUAAACUGAGACCGUGAAGGUCUAACUGUUACAAAGAUCGGAUUUCGCAAUGUAGUCCGCUAACACAUUUUGGUCUUUUGGGAUAAAAGAAAACAUGAUAAAACUGAAACAAGAAGAUAUAUAGGACUUCAAUGUCCAUUAAAACUCCAAAGAGUUCUAAAGCACUUGAAAGUCCAAGUGCAUUUUAUAGGUUUGUAAGCGAGCAGUGCUAUUAGUUUUUAACCUUUUCUCAAAAUAUGUCUUGAAAGUGUUGGAAAUUUCUUUAACUGACGUUGAUUAUGGAAUCAAACUCAUACUAUUCAUUUUAAGUUGUAGAAAAUGGAAUACUAUGUACCAUUUGAAACAUUUAUAAUAAGAGGAUAGCAGUAGAUAUGGUCGAGUUUAAUCUAUGGCCUUGAUUCACACAAUUAGUUCUUCUACUACUCUUUUCAAAAGAAACAAUUAGAUACAUGACACAUUCAUAGUGAAAGAGGGUUUUUUGGGUUAAAUAAAUUUAACUUUCAUUCAAAAAAAAUCUUCUGCACUCAAACAACACCAUUAAACUUGCUUUGUUUAUUUAAGGUCAGUUUGCUUCAUAUAUACACAUAUAUAUUAUGUUUAUUUACAAUUUAAAUACCCAAGAAUAAGAUAUAGAAAAACUUAGGAUUCCAAAUGAACGCUUGUUUGGAUUUAUGCAACAAAAAAAAAAACUGAUCGGAAAUAACAACAAAGUGAGAGGGAAUCUUGAAAUAAAAAGCGAAUGAAAGCUACAUAUCAUAAUGUGACAAAAUAUAUAUUUCUAAAAAUGUGUUUCCAAUAUCUACUGGUGUCACAUAACUGGAGAAAGCAAAAUUAAUUUAAAUACUUGUUCUGGCUUCAUUUAAAUGUUUAUAUUAUAAACUAAAAAUUUAUGUCCAAAAAAAAAACGAAAAACUUCGAGACGUGCCUGCUUUAAAGCGCACCUAAAGUACAAUGAUAAGUUUAAUCACUAUAACCCAAAUUUUCUUUGAGCGCAUGCAAAUACUUGCUUGCAUACAUGGAUUAAUUAUAGCUAUAGUUGAUAACAAUACCAAAACAAAUAGUAAUCUGAUCAAUAUUUUUUCAGAUCCGUCAACCGACUCCCAUAACCACUUAAAGUAAUAUGUAACCUCCUUAACUCGAAUGAAUAUGUACUUGAAUCCAGUGACUUUUUUUGUAGCCCUUAACUCAAUAUAUGACCUUCUUAACUCAAUAUUUAUACACCACUGAUUAACAUUUGUUUCACUUCCAGCAGGCUCCAGUUAAAGAUCAUCAGCUGCAAAUUAAGCGUUAAGCCAAAUUAGCCCAAAUAUAAACAUAUUUUUAUCCCCAUUUAGCUAAAUAUGUAAAAUUUGUCUAAACAGUUUCAAUGCAUAUUAUUACAACUGUCAAAAUUACUUAGGCCCGAAAUAUACUCUUGAAGUUUUAAAAGCAUCAUAAUCAUAAUCAUUAUUAAGUCUUGUAAAUGACUCACACAUAUAUAAGUUCCAAAAACAUGGUGCGUAUCAUCACAUGCCAUACUUUUUGGGUGGUGCUUUUAAUAUCAAUAUUUUGGGUUUUGAUAUGGAAGUUCUCGGACAUAUAUAUAGUCUUUUAAGCAAACUUGUUCUACAAAACUUUCUUUAACAAUUCCUAAAUUAUGUAUUGAGGAUGUUACUUGAGGAAGGAUGUCAGGGUGGGAUUGGAAGAACAUGCAAAGGAGUAAAGAUAUGGCAGUGUUUUUUUGGGUGAAAAUUGUUAAGUGAUAUGGCAGUGUUCUUAACGCAGACACACUAUAAGCAGAAGAAAGAGGGAGCCAGAAGGCGUUGGCUUCCAUUGUCUACUUCUCUAUAUUCUACAAUUAAAUUAAUUUUGAAGUAUUUUUAAAACCUAAAAAAUUAUAAUACGUACAUUAGUAGUGUUGUUGUAUUCCUUUCACAUGACUUCCAUCAUGUUCUUUUGUCCUCCCUUUUCUCUCUUUACACCCUCUCAGAAUAAAUAAAAGAAAAGGAUUAAAAAACGUGACACAAUAACUUCAAGGAUGCCGACCAAAAAAAACGAAAUCAAUGACGUACACUAAAUCCUCAGUUUAGCUUACGAGUGCGAGCCUAGUAGUCACCAUCCAUAGCCAAAAUAUCCACAUGAUGCAGAGUGCAGUUAAAAGAUCAGUAAUUCACAUCAUGAUGAUGGACUUAAACCCAUUUUAAGAUAGUUAACUAAAACUAAUUAAUGAUUUGAUUGGGAGGAGUUGGAAUAUGACGUUAAGUAUACACUCCAACCACUUAAAAGUUUCUAUAUUUUUCUAUUUUGAUACCCAAGAAUAUCCUCUUUGGCUUUAUAAUUAGAGUGUAUAGCAAUUAAGCAAAAAGUCUAAGUAAUUAUUUUCCUCACUGGCCAUCUUUUUUCUUCUCUUUUUUUCAGUUAUGAAACAAACUAACAAGUUUCAUUUUUAGGAAGUGUGUUUUUUUCAUUUUUAUGAUUAUAAUAUUUCUUCUUGGACGUCUUUACUGUCUAAAUGUAGAUAUCAGUUUUAUAACCGAUCCUCUGACAUAUUUAUACCGUUUUUCUUUGUUCAAAUUUAUGCCGUUUUGUUAUUAUGUUAAUCUAGUUUCAAUACAUGUUUUUCAUAUAUACUACGAUUUUUUUCAUCCGGUGGAGUAAAAUGUUGUCAACUGAAAUCUUAGUUGUAAGACAACCAAAUUAUGGCUUAUUUUCCAGCCCUAAUCUACUAAUGAAUAGAAGAAGGGAACCGACCAUCUCUACCAAAUAUAAUAAACAACUUCUAAGCCAUUGAUCCCUAAACACGAAUUAGAAGAAAACUAAAGAGAAAAAGAGUCUAAAGUAGUAAUGACCGGGACUGAUUGGGUCGUGGACGAGAUUGAUACCAGUGCAUGGCCUAUCAAUUGGACAGAACACUCACAUAUGCCAAUCCCUCCUUAAUUACUGGUGUUCCCUCUAAUAUUUUACUAUAUAGUUUCCCAGAGGCUCGCAAAUUUUAUUUUUUUUAAGAAAAAGAUCGCAAAUAUUAUUUACUACAACACAUUACGUAUCAUUCAAUAUACAUAACGCACACAUAUGUAGACUACAUUUAAGACUACUCUCAUUUUAACAAAAGAAUGUUGUUUUAAUAGAAAGAAAAUAAAGACAAAAAAUACAUAGCAGUUGUUAUUCAUUUAUUUUUUCGUUCCAUUUUCUUAUAACCGCUCUCAAAAUACUACAUUUACAUGAGUUUUAAGUUAGUCAUAGUUGUUUAAAUGAUAUAUAUAGCCAUAUUUCUUUACAUUAUAUAGUCAUAUUUGUCUAAAUUACAAGCCUUUUCUUUUCAACAUACAACAAUAUAAAACUACUUAGAAAAAACCUUUCUCUCUCUUUAGUUUCAAAAUCAUUGUUUAAAAUUAAUUAUCAUAUCUACUCGUUAAGUCACAAACUCACAAGGUGUGUACUUAACUUAUGUGUGGUUGCAUUUUCGUGAAUUUAAAAUACAAGAACCCCACUUCAGGAAAUUAGAGCACCAUUAACCCUAACAUCCCAAGUGGGGUGCUUAAUUUUUUUUUCUUUCUUUUUGAUUUUUUCUCUGAUUUAAAAAAAAAAUUAAAACGAAUCAGUCGCAGACCGCCACGUGUCAGUGGAAUCCGCGAAACAGCUCAAGUAUCGGCGCCAGAUCUGGCAUCUUUGGUGUCGCUUCUUCUCCUUUUCUGGUGGAACCCACCUUUAAAGCACUCCUCUUAGCACCUGCAUUAAUCAUGCUCUUACACUUCAUAAAAAAAAAUACUCAUUUCUUUGUGUCUAUACUCCUUAUAAAUCACAGGCCUUCCUCUUCCCCCAACACAACUUCUCACAUUUCAUAAAAAGUGAGACAAAUUACGAGAGAACAAAAGUGAUCCAAGAACAUGAACCACACGAUGGAUGAUGAUCAAAACUUGGCUUUUAUCUCUCAAUUGUACCCCGAUGUCUACACUCAGAUACUACCACAAGAAGAAGCAGUGAAGCCACCGAAGCGAAGGAGGAAGGAGAUCAAAAGAGCCGUGGCUACUGGAGACGGAAGCAACUGUUUUUUUAGGAAGAGAAAGCUUAGCGAUGAGCAAGUGAACAUGUUGGAGAUGAGUUUUGGUGAUGAGCACAAACUUGAGUCCGAGAGGAAAGAUAGACUUGCCGCGGAGCUGGGGCUCGACCCUCGUCAAGUUGCUGUUUGGUUUCAGAACCGUCGUGCACGGUGGAAGAACAAAAGGCUCGAGGAAGAGUACAACAACCUCAAAAACUCACAUGAGAACGUCGUUGCCGACAAGUGCCGACUUGAGUCAGAGCUUCUUCAGCUCAAGGAACAACUCUAUGAUGCAGAGAGGGAAAUUCAAAGAUUGGCAGAAAGAGUAGAAAGAGGCUCGAGCAACAGUCCCAUUUCUUCUUCAGUUUCUGUCGAAGCUAACGAAACACCGUUUUUCGAAGAUUAUAACGUCAGAGAUGACGGUGAUGACUAUAACCUCUUUUAUCCGGUGCCGGAAAACACCUACAUAGACGGACUAGAAUGGGCAAAUCUAUACAUAUAAAAUUAAUAGCUUAAUGUAAUAUUUUUAAUUGUAUUUAGUAGUGCCAUGAUUUAGGGAAGAGUAUUUUUAAGUAAACUAGCUAGUACCUAGUAGAAUAUGUAACUGCUGAAUUUCUAGUGUACAAAUAAAUAUAACGACGAUGGGUUUCAGAAAUUCUUGAUCUUUUUAUAUAUUUUUUUUGAAAAAAAUCUUUUUAUAUAUUUAUUUACAAUGUAUUGUCGUAAGUCUAGAAGAUAAAGGACUAGAUGACAUGCACAUGAGAAAUGUUGUUAAUCGAUGGAUAAGAGUUUUAGGAGGUCGGAUAAAAUUUAUCAAUGUUGGUGAAACAUUAUGAGUCAUAUUUCGCAGUGUCACUCGAAAACUAAUGAGUAAAUCCAUAAUAUGGUUAGCGAUCAUAUUGGCCAUUAUCACCAGUGAUCGCAUACUUAAUGUGAAAAUGUGAUAGUCAUAUCAAAAUCGAAAGAAACCAACGGAUUACAAUUAUGAGCUGGUUACAUGCAUUAGUAUAUCAAGAUAGAACAAUCAUCCAGUUUGAUUGUAUCCAUUUAAGUGUGGGCUACUAAUUUUCAUGUGUUGUUGGUGACACUCAUUAUGGAAAAUGGUUAUAACGACAUACGUAUUCUGAAAGGCAAAAUGUUUUAUUCCUGAUUUAAGGAUUCUUGAUACAUGUAUACAUCUUUCUAGUAUAUCCUUACAAGAUAUUUGAUUCAUGCAUCUGUUUAAUAUUGACCAAAAAUUUGUUGGUCUCAUAAAGCUUAGCUAGAAACUGUGGACCCACGAAGAAAUGUUUGGCGAAUAAAUGAAAGAUUUGAUGUAAUCUGGGUAAAAUAGAAAGUGAAGUGUGAAGCAAACGUAGUGUAGUGGUCUUUCCUAAAUUAGUAUGUUUGAAGUACUCGUAUCUACUUUCAAGUUUCAAAACAUUCACUGUAUCUAGUCCUCAUUCCGAUGAGAUUAAGAAAGUUUGUCACCUUAUUUAUAUGGUAAUCAAUCACAUGAUCACCUAAUGGCAAUGCUAAUGCUACACGAAAGAUAAUAUAUUUGUUUAAGGUAAUGAUCUGUUUGAAGUACCCUAGAUUUUGACAUCUAUGUUAUAGCUUUCCAAAUCAAUUUUUAACUUCUAACAAUAUGUCAUUUGGAUCCAUUAAAAUUUUGUUAACUUUGCCAUCAGAUGAAAAUAUUCUCUACAUUCUAAUCAGAAUGUUUUAGUCACACAAACACAAAGUAUUCACCUUUUAACGUUCUUAAUUAUGUUAAAUUUUUAACUGAAAAUAAUUCAAACUAAAAGUUUAUGUUAUAAAUGAUGUAAGGAAACAUAAAUAACUGAAAAUAAUAAAUAUAGGAAAAUAUAUUUAUCUAAUCUAUUAAAAGAGGAGUACAAAUUUAAAUUACCCCUUAGUUUUGCAAGUUAUUUACAUUUCUAUGGCACUGAAAUAUUAAAUAAACCUAUAUUUAAGGAUAUUUUGUCA